CGGUGACAUCCAAGGCGGCAGAGCCUCUGCUAGGACACGCUGGGCUAUGGGGACAGGUUGGGCGUGGCUUUCAGGUCCGCGGGCCGCCAAAAUGGGAAGGGAGGAGUCGCAGAGGGACCGCGCGAAGGCUCCGUCCCACGAAAGGACUGGCUGCGCCCCGGAACCAGGACGCAGAGCUUCCCUGUUCCAAGCGGGAACAGAUUGAGAACAUCCAACAAUAUAUAUUUUGUGUGGACGGAUAAAACCUAAGAAAGGAGGCCCAGGGGCUGCAGUGGCUCCGUCCUCCCAGCACCCGCGGCCCGGGGUCUGCGAAGCUCUCCGCCCCGCCCAGGGAAGCAGCGAUGCCUGGCGGAGCCUGCGCGCUGGCGACCGCGCUGCUGAUGCUCCUGGCCCCGGGGGAAGGUCGGCGAGCUCAGGAGUGCUCUCCUGAGGGACACCAGUUUCUUCGGAGUCCUUAUAGAAGUGUCCAUUUUGACUCAUGGCACCUCCAGCAGUCAGCCAUUCAAGACUUAAUAUGUGACCAUUCCCUCUCCCCCGGAUGGUAUAGAUUUCUCAUCUUUGACAGACCUGCUGAGAUGCCAACCAAAUGUGUUGAGAUGAACCGUUGUGGAACUCAGGCACCCAUCUGGCUGUCUCUGAGAGAUUCAGAAACACUGCCACCUCCUGGGGAGAUGAAGCAAUUGUCAGCUUGUGCCACAUGGCAGUUUUUGUUCAGUGAUACGAAAGACUGCUGUCUGUUUCAAAUCCCAGUGUCUGUAAGGAACUGUGGGAACUUUUUUGUGUACUUACUACAACCAACUCAGGGAUGUAUGGGCUAUUGUGCGGAAGCUAUUUCUGAUGCACAGUUAUACCCAUGUGGCCCUGAUGAAACUGAAAUAGGAGGUGAUUGUGUUGGUCACCUGGCUGCCCCAUUUCCACCUCCUCCUGCAGGAAGGCCGGAGGUUCUGGUGGAGGUGAUUGAGUCCAGGCUUUUCUGUAGAUGUUCUUUUGAUGUUCCCCCUACAAACAACUCAGUGGGAUUUUACAUAGCUUGGUCUAGGCUUUCUUCUCAAGAAGUCAAAGAGGAGCUGAAACAAGAGACCACAGUUCAGGCAUUCUCUCUUUUAGAACUUGAUGGCAUAAAUCUCAGACUUGGAGACAGGAUACUCUGUCGUGCUUCUGUUUUUUUCUUGGAGAAUCCACAUGUACAAAGUAUAGCCAUUGAAAGCCAAGAAUUUUUUGCGGGCAUUAAGCUACAGCCUGAAUUGAGCACUAUAUCAGAGGAUGGGAAAGAAUACUACCUGAGGAUAGAAAGCACAGUUCCUAUUAUUUGUUCUGAAUUUAGUGUGCUUGAUCAAGAAUGUAAAAUCUCAUUAAAACUGAAAACUAUUGAUCAAGGUAAAGAGCACCUAGGCUUAAAUUUGGCACUGUCUUCCUGUCAUAUGGACCUUCACCAGACAUCUUCCUGUGCUAAUGGAACCUGUAGCCACACUUUUGUGUACUACACUGCUGUCACAGAUUUCUCUCGAGAUGGAGAUAGAGUUACAAGCAUUGUAGUGCAGCCAAUAGUUAAUGAGGAUUUCCUGUGGAACAGCUACACUCCAGACAGCAUCCAGAUCAGAGUAAAGGAUGUCCCAACUGCUUACUGCUAUUCAUUUACUGACCCACAUAUAAUUACAUUUGAUGGCAGGGUAUAUGAUAAUUUCAAGACUGGAACGUUUGUGCUUUAUAAGAGUACAUCACGUGAUUUUGAAGUCCACGUACGUCAAUGGGACUGCGGAAGCCUUCACUACCCAGUGUCAUGUAAUUGUGGAUUUGUUGCCCAAGAAGGAGGUGAUAUAAUUACUUUUGAUAUGUGCAGUGGUCAGCUACAUGAAUCACAACCGUAUUUACUCGUAAAAAGCCAAGAUGUAACCAGGAAUAUCAAGAUAAGUGAAUCUUACUUAGGAAGAAAAGUCACAAUCUGGUUUUCUUCUGGGGCAUUCAUCCGUGCCGAUCUUAGUGAAUGGGGCAUGAGUCUGACGCUCAGAGCCCCUGGUAUAGAUUACGGAAACACUCUGGGACUUUGUGGAACCUUUGAUGAAAAUGCAGAGAAUGAUUUCCAUGACAAAAAUGGGAUCCAAAUUGAUGAAAAAUUUAACAAUUAUGCUGCUUUUAUUAAUGCAUGGAGGAUUUUACCAGGAAAAAGCAUGUUUGACACACUGCCAAUUUCUAUGACGUCACCUGCAAAGCCAUCCUAUUGUAGCUGUUUGUUGGACACUGCUUCACUGUAUCCAUCUUCCGAUGAUCUGGACAGUGUUUCUCAAUCAGAAAUUGUUUCGGGUUGCAAAGACCUCAGUCAUGUCAAGUUAUCUUCUUUGAUACCAGAACUAGAUAUCACCUCUGAAUAUAUUAAUUCAGAUGCACUUGUUGGAGAGAUGAACAAGUAUACAUCUCAAGAAGAAUAUGAUUUAAAUUUCCUUCCCCAAGGAAAAAAACAUAUAAACCUCACCAAACUAGACUUAAAUGUACAAAAACAUCCUGGAAAUGAGAAACAAGAUGCACUAAAAUAUUUGGACAAUAAGAGAUAUACAGAAGGUCAAGAAAGCCAGAGCCAAGAAAUGAGGUGGAAUCAACAAAACAGACGGAAACGACGGAACUUUUAUGAGUUUCUUCCUUUGUUUGCUUUCCCGAGUCUCAGCCAAACGGAUCUGGAAGAACUUACUUAUUUUUUCCCAGAGGACCAUGCUGAGGAUGUACAGCAAGAGUUUGUCCCCUCUUGGCCCACACCCUCUGGCCUCACUGAAUACAGCACCUUGACCCUCUGUCAGCAGACUCUUGCCAACUCCAGCAUAGGAAGACUCUGUGUUGCUUUUCUUGGCAAGAGACUAGACAGUGUUAUAGAUAUGUGUGUGAAGGAUGUUCUGUUAAAAGAUGAUCUUAGCUGGGCAGAAGCAGGUGUGGCCCUUUUAGAAAAUGAAUGUGAAAAGAGGAUUGUGGAGGAGGGGAAAUAUAACACAGAAGAGUAUGGCACGUCAAUUGAAGACAUUCUCUUAGUGUUAAAAUGCCCCAAUUUAUGCAGCGGCAAUGGGCAGUGUAUGGAAUGGGGCUGUGCAUGUUCCCCAAACUUUAGUUCUUAUGAUUGCAGUGAUUCUGAAGACAAACCUCCUGAAAUUACAGAGCUUGGGAAUGCUGGAUUCUGUGAUGUUCAAAAGUAUGAUUGUAUGAUGGUGAGAGUCUUUGGAAAAGGAUUCAAAGAAUUACCUUCAAUUAAAUGUGAAGUUACCAAGCUACAGUAUAAUAACAGUGAAUGGAUGCCUGGAAAACCCAUCUAUACACAGACUGUUUUCCAAAAUAGCAGAGCUGUUGAUUGUCAGCUGCCCAUUGAUGUUCAGCAGUUUGAUACCAUAGAUCUGGUGGGUGAGAAACCAAUUGGGAAGUGGCAGUUGAAGGUAUCUAAUGAUGGUUAUAAAUUCAGUAAUCCUAAAAUAAUGGUCAUAUAUGAUGGUGCUUGUCAAGUUUGUGGUCUCUAUAAAAAUGACUCAUGUACUAUAAAGGAAAAUGUUUGCAUUAUUGAUGGACUCUGCUACUUUGAAGGAGACAAAAGUCCAACCAGCCCUUGUUUGGUGUGUAGACCCAAAAUUUCAACAUUUACUUGGUCAUUUUUAGAAAACAACCAGCCCCCAGUGAUUCAAGCAUUGCAAGACAAAUUGCAGACAUUCUAUGGUGAAAACUUUGAGUAUCAGUUCGUGGCCUUCGAUCCAGAAGGUUCAGACAUCCAUUUUACUUUGGACUCUGGUCCUGAAGGAGCAAAUAUUUCCUCUGCAGGGCUUUUUAUGUGGAAAACAGACUUACAAACUCCCCAACAGUUUACUCUACGCCUUAAUGAUGACUGUGAUGCAGAAACUAGAGUCCUGAUUGAGGUGACUGUGAAGUCUUGUGAUUGCUUGAAUGGUGGAUCAUGUGUGUCUGAUAGGAAAUCCCCUCCAGGGAGUGGAGUGUACCUGUGUAUCUGCUUGCCUGGCUUCCAUGGCAGUCUUUGUGACGUGGCCAUUAGUGGGUGCCAAUCCAACCCCUGUGGUCUUGGCAGAUGUAUUAGUGGUUUUCAUAGUUAUUCCUGUGAUUGUCCACCUGAGCUCAAAGGCAAACAUUGCCAGGAAGACGUUGAUGAGUGUGACUCCAAGCCUUGCUUUGAGGGAGUAGAAUGCCUCAAUUCCUUUGGUUCCUAUCACUGUGCUUCAUGUCCAAAAGGAUUUUAUGGUGAUGGAAAAAUAUGCCAUGUUGAAACACAGUUUUUAAGUAAGUUUACUACACAAACUGUGGUUCUCACGAGAUCUGAUGAAAGUGUAAAUAAGGAAGAGGAUGAUAAAAAUGCCCAAGAGAGAAAGAGGUAUAUUAAGCCAACAGAUGGAAAUUCCCUUAGUAUAAAUUUUCAGCCACCAUCAACAGAAUAUUCACUAAUUGGUACAAGAUUUACCCCGACUCCUGCUACUAUCAAAAAGUUAUUGUGCACAACCAACAUCUCCUGCUUGUCACUAAAAUCAAUUACAUCUCAAAUGGAUAAUUCAAUAAAGACUGUUUACCAUCAGAUAUCAGGUUUUGAACAUGUGGAUCAUAGUCUCAGUACAAAUCGCAGUUUGGAUGAGUUGGAAGUUUCUAUGAAGAACAGUAGCUCUUUCAGCAUGAGCCCAAACAGCACCCAUGGCAAAGCAAAAGGUGAUAUCCAGAGCACCAUCCAAACAGAGACAGGAGGGUAUAAUUCUCAAAUUAGCAGGUCUCCCCAAGGUGACAUACAGUAUAAAGAGGAGUUUGUGUCAUCUGUUACCAAAGCAAUCACUAUUUUGCCAGAAAAGUUUGGAUCAACCAGAAUAUCACCUUGUGCAGACUUGCCCUGUUUUCUUGGUGUUUCCUGUGUGCGAAGCUCAGAUGGUCACUUCAAAUGUGGACGCUGCCCUUUUGGGUAUUAUGGAGAUGGUAUCAAUUGCAGAGCCAUUUGUAGAUAUCCAUGUGGAAAAAGUAGAGAGUGUGUUGCCCCAAACAUCUGCAAAUGUAAACCUGGUUACAUUGGUUCUAACUGCCAAACUGCUCUUUGUGACCCUGAUUGCAAAAACCAUGGAAAAUGUAUUAAGCCUAAUGUUUGUCAGUGUCUUCCAGGACACAGUGGAACAACCUGUGAUGAAGAACAUUGUAACCCACCUUGUCAAUAUGGUGGCACAUGCAUGGCUGGCAAUCUCUGUACUUGUCCCUAUGGUUUUGUAGGACCAAGGUGUGAAACAAUGGUUUGUAACAGGCACUGUGAAAAUGGAGGCCAAUGUCUUACACCAGAUAUUUGCCAGUGCAAGCCUGGCUGGUAUGGACCCACCUGUAGUACAGCUUUGUGUGACCCUGUUUGCCUCAAUGGUGGUUCGUGUAAUAAGCCAAACACUUGCCUCUGUCCAAAUGGAUUCUUUGGUGCACAGUGUCAGAAUGCUUUCUGUCACCCUCCCUGUAAGAAUGGUGGCCACUGCAUGAGAAAUAAUGUAUGUGUCUGUCGUGAAGGAUACACUGGUAGGAGAUGCCAAAAAAGCAUCUGUGAUCCUCUGUGCAUGAAUGGAGGAAAAUGCGUGGGACCAAACACUUGCUCUUGUCCUUCUGGUUGGAGUGGGAAACAAUGCAGCACACCUAUCUGCUUGCAGAAAUGUAAAAACGGUGGUGAAUGCAUUGCUCCCAGCGUAUGCCAUUGUCCUUCCUCCUGGGAAGGAGUGCAGUGUCAAAUACCAAUUUGCAACCCAAAAUGUCUUUAUGGAGGCAGAUGCAUAUUUCCGAAUGUGUGUUCCUGCCGCACUGAAUAUGCUGGAGUCAAAUGUGAGAAGAAAAUACAGAUCAGACGCCACUGAGUAGCAUCGAGUAUAUGAAUUAAAAGUCUGUAUCUUAAGAACGGAACUGUGUUGUUCAGAAAAAGUUGGAGAUAACUCGACGUUUAUUUGAACAUCAUUUAAAAAAUAUCUUAAAGACUAAAGAAACUAAUAAAAUAUAUAAUGAUCCCAGUUGUAAUUAUUAGAGAAAAGCAAAGAAGAAAUCCAGGUAAUCUAAAUUGGAUGUUGAGUUGGAAUAGAAUAUUUACAUAUUGAGAUGAUGUAUCUGAUAUUCCAUCCAUUUGCAAUAUUUAAUAAACUAAAUAUUUUCUCAGCCCU
Cebus imitator (Panamanian white-faced capuchin) is the source of this 6131-nucleotide messenger RNA. RefSeq names its product von Willebrand factor D and EGF domains (gene VWDE). Gene Ontology annotation, biological process: anatomical structure development. NCBI's taxonomy places the organism in Eukaryota, Metazoa, Chordata, Mammalia, Primates, Cebidae. Gene Ontology annotation, molecular function: signaling receptor binding; calcium ion binding. Gene Ontology annotation, cellular component: cell surface; extracellular region. The coding region runs from base 342 to 5834 and encodes 1830 amino acids. The transcript is spliced from 31 exons. The record is from RefSeq and is a predicted model, not a curated record.